Molecule: messenger RNA, 7390 nt
Organism: Pygoscelis adeliae (Adelie penguin)
Lineage: Eukaryota; Metazoa; Chordata; Aves; Sphenisciformes; Spheniscidae
Gene: LPIN2
Product: lipin 2
Exons: 20
Coding region: 272-3031 (919 amino acids)
Biological process (GO): positive regulation of transcription by RNA polymerase II; triglyceride biosynthetic process; cellular response to insulin stimulus
Cellular component (GO): endoplasmic reticulum membrane; cytosol; nucleus
Molecular function (GO): phosphatidate phosphatase activity; transcription coactivator activity
Source: RefSeq, a predicted model, not a curated record
AUUACUUAUCUCGGAGCGCAAGGGGGCUGUGACAUUUCAAGCAAAGCCUGUUGGUAAGGGAGUUUCUAUGUGAGCUUUCUUAAAGAAGCACUUCCUUUUUAAUCAUAAUACUGCGUGGGAAAGUAUACCAAACAUUUUUCUCUAAGAGACCAGAAGAUUCACCUAAUUCUUCUGCUUCUAUGGAAAGAGAAGAAAUGCUGAUACAACAUUCUGUUAUGGCUGUAAGCUUUGCAUUUACCUGUACUGUGGAAAGUUAGUUUCUUGUUUUGAGAUGCAUUUCUCAGAAAAGGUUGGUUUUGAAGAUGACUUCAAUAGAAGUGUUGUUGCUGCCCAUGAAAGGGUUCCUUCUGGAAUCUUGUCUCAGACUAUGAACUACGUAGGACAACUUGCAGGACAAGUCCUGGUUACUGUGAAGGAGCUGUACAAAGGCAUUAAUCAGGCAACCCUUUCAGGAUGCAUUGAUGUCAUUGUGGUCCGGCAACAGGAUGGUACAUACCAGUGUUCUCCUUUUCAUGUCCGAUUUGGGAAGCUUGGUGUAUUGCGCUCUAAAGAAAAAGUGAUUGAUAUAGAAAUUAAUGGCGAUGCUGUUGAUCUUCAUAUGAAACUGGGUGACAAUGGAGAAGCUUUCUUUGUACAAGAAACUGAGGAGGAAAAUGAAAAAGUUCCUGCAUAUUUGGCAACAUCUCCAAUACCCACCGAAGACCAGUUUUUUAAAGACACUGGCAAUCAUUUGAAAUCAGGUGAAAAUGAGAGGACAUGUGUAAACUCAGAAAUUCCACACUCUGUGGAAACAGAGACUGUAUUCACCCCAGGUUCUGUGAAAAAGAAAAAAAGGAGAAGAAAGAAAUACAAACAAGAUAGCAGGAAGGAAGAUCAGAUCUCUUCUACUGGGACAGAAGAGAUUUUUGAAAUGGAAAUAAGCACAGAUGAUGAAAAAAGUGUUCAACCCCUAAGAGGAUCCUCAAAUUCAUCACCAAAGGGUGAAGAACAAAAAGAAUCUUUGAUUUAUCACUCGAAGGAUCAUUACCCCUUAUCUGAUGGAGACUGGUCCCCUCUGGAGAACGCUUUCUCUGAGCCAGUCUGCCCUAAAAGUGAUUCAGAACUAGAAGUUAAACCUGCUGAGAGCUUGCUCAGAUCUGAAUCUCACAUGGAAUGGACAUGGGGAGGAUUCCCAGAAUCAACCAAGAUAAGCAAAAAAGAGAAACUGGAACAUCCCAGAACAGCUACCAUUACUCCAUCAGAGAAGACUCAUUUUAGGGUCAUCCUCAGCUCUGAUGAAGUUGAAGAUGAUGAUGAUGUGAAAGAUUCUGUCUGUACAGUACUGAAACCUGAGCCAAGAACUCAUCCUCUGUUUAAGCAGACGGAUGUUAAAGAUUCUCUUGCUUCUGCAAUCAUAGAACCGCAAGAUCCGUUGCCAUUAGAUGCUGAUCAUCAUUCCAGACUGUUGGUGGACCCUUUACCGGAAACAAAGCCAACAGCAAAAAUUGACUCUCCCUCAAAAAAGAAAGGGGUGCACAAGCGAAGUCAUCAUCAGGGGCCUGACGAUAUUUACUUGGAGGACCUAAAGGCUUUGGAACCUGAAGUUGCAGCACUCUACUUUCCCAAAAGUGAUUCAGAUCCAGGCUUCAGGCAGUGGACAGAGUCAGAUACCCUUUCCGGUUCCCAGUCACCCCAAUCAGUAGGAAGUGCUGCUGCUGAUAGUGGUACAGAGUGCAUGUCUGAUUCUGCUAUGGACUUGCCUGAUGUUACACUUUCACUUUGUGGAGGUCUCAAUGAAAAUGGAGAGAUUUCUAAAGAAAAAUUCAUGGAACAUAUUAUUACUUAUCAUGAAUUUGCUGAAAACCCUGGACUCAUAGACAAUCCUAAUUUGGUAAUAAGGAUUUAUAACAGGUAUUACAACUGGGCGUUGGCAGCUCCAAUGAUUCUGAGUUUGCAGGUGUUUCAGAAGAGUUUGCCCAAGGCUACUGUUGAGUCUUGGGUCAAAGAAAAGAUGCCAAAGAAGUCUGGAAGGUGGUGGUUCUGGCGCAAGAGAGAAAGCAUGACUAAACAGAUACCGGAGGCAAAAGAGGGGAAAACUGAGACGCAAAUAGCAAAUGAACUGCCAGCAACUAUAAAAGAGCAAGUUAAUAGUAGACCUCCAGAAGAUGAUUCUUCUAGUGAUGAAGCAUCACAGGAGUUGAAGGAAUCCCUGAAAAUAGAUUCUGCCCCAGUAGAGCAUCCAACCCAUGGGAACUUUACAUCUUACAAGAAGUCACUUAGACUAUCUUCGGACCAAAUAGCCAAGUUGAAGCUCAGAGAUGGCCCUAAUGAUGUUGUGUUUAGUAUUACAACUCAGUAUCAAGGGACUUGCCGUUGCGCGGGAACAAUAUAUCUCUGGAACUGGAAUGAUAAAAUCAUCAUAUCGGACAUCGAUGGAACAAUAACCAAGUCUGAUGCUUUAGGACAGAUCCUCCCUCAGCUUGGCAAGGACUGGACUCAUCAGGGCAUUGCAAAACUCUAUCAUUCCAUAAACGAAAAUGGCUACAAGUUUCUGUACUGUUCCGCCCGUGCCAUUGGGAUGGCAGAUAUGACCAGAGGAUACCUGCACUGGGUGAAUGACAAAGGAACGAUUCUCCCCAGGGGCCCUCUCAUGUUGUCACCCAGCAGUUUGUUUUCUGCCUUUCAUAGGGAAGUAAUAGAAAAGAAGCCUGAAAAGUUCAAAAUCGAAUGUUUGAAUGAUAUCAAGAAUUUGUUUGCUCCCAGUAAACAGCCUUUCUAUGCUGCUUUUGGAAACAGGCCAAAUGAUGUAUAUGCCUACACGCAAGUGGGAGUUCCAGACUGCAGAAUAUUUACUGUGAAUCCAAAGGGUGAACUGAUCCAAGAACGGACUAAGGGAAACAAAUCUUCGUAUUACAGACUAAGUGAGCUUGUGGAACACGUGUUCCCAUUGCUUAAUAAAGAACAGAGCUCUGCAUUUCCGUGCCCAGAAUUCAGCUCCUUUUGCUAUUGGAGAGGGCCUCUUCCUGACCUUAACAUGGAUGACCUGGCCUGAAAAAUACUUCUCACCUAGAGAUGGAAUUUCAUAUUCAGCUACUCAAGUUUAAAUGUGAAGAACUUUCUUAAUGAAGAUGCUAAUUUAUAUACUGGUACCAUAAGUCUUACUAAAGAAAUCACUUUAACUGGGUUGGUUUAAAACAAAGAAAAUGCAAAGCUACUGUCUAAUUUUUUUGUGUGGGCUUUGGUUUUUUUGUUUGUUUGUUUGCUUCUUUAUUGCUUGUCUUUAUGUACCUGUUCUAAGGCACUUGAGAUUGGCCUGUCAUUGAUGGUCAUGGUACCCGAGUGCUUCAGGGCAACUAAAUGCUGAGGUAAACUAUGACUUUGCAUUUUCAUCAAUACAGACCUUAUUGUAAACAUAGAUUUUUUUUUUUUUUUUUUUAAUUAUUAGUCUUAAUAGUAUAUUUUCUAAAAUGAAGCCAAAAAGUGUAUGGAAACUGCCAAAUAGAAUGUCAGACCUAUUAAUAAAAAACGUGGUCUAAUGUUCAGAUGGGCAAUUAGGCCAUUUUUGAAAGGAGCCAGAACCUAAGACCAGUGUGCUCUUUCUCAGCUAAAAUACAGAAAAUGUGUAGAUGUUACUAGCCUGACAGACUCUGAAGACAUAAAAUUCCUCUUUAAAUGUAAGUAUGCCUUUUGGCACAUGUACAAGAUUGUGCUUGUACCGUUCACGCUCAAACUCUGCUUAUUACUUUUUUUUACAUGCAAUGCUUAAACUGUUUCAUGAGCUUGUUAAAAUGAAAGUUGUCUUCAGAUACUUGUGUGGCUUUUGUUGUUUUCAGGCUGCACUAUGUCAUGUUAAAUUUCCAUCAAGAAACAUCUUGAACAUUUCUGUAAGAGUUGGGGAGCUGGCAUUUUUAUUUCCUUUUUCAACACAGAGAUGAUGCAUAUAUGUGUGUGCUGUAUAGGCCAGUAAAAUGUAUGCACAGAUUAUAUUCAGGGAAUUGUAAUACUAAAAAAAUUACGUAUUUAAUUUUUUAAUUGUCUACUGCAGGUCUUUCCAGAAUUCUGUAUUGCAGGUUUUCAGUAGCUGGAAGGAAAUGCAGCUAAAUAGUGAGAUUCCAGGUAUGAGAAUGGUUAAAUGCUGCAGAGCAGAAUAAAACCUUUUUUUUUUUCUUUUUCUCCCCCCCUCCCCCACUUUUUUUUUUUUUUAAAACUCUUGGGUUAUUCAUAAACAUCAUGCUGGUCAUUCCUCAGGUUCAGAUCAGGGCCUGUGAACAAAUUGCAUUCCAAGUCUAGUGUUUAUGAGCUGCAAAAGCAGCUAGUAUUUCUCUCUCCAAAAAUACUUGAAGGCAAAGGUAGUUCUGCUUUUUAAGUUGAGUUAGUGCAUUUAACCUCCUUCGGACAAAUCUAUGGUGAGAAUGUAUGAUUCCACCAGCCCAAAGGGCUUAAGGACGACAGUCAUCUAAACAUCAGUCCUGGGCUUUCUGGGCGCACAGUCUUUUCUGUCACUGCUUAAGCAAGUUCCUGGGGCCAUGCAUGAAAGAACAUGCCAGGGGCAACACCCAGAAUUUCCACCAGGCUCCAGGGCGAGCUCUCCCCCGUACACAGCUCCCAGCGGGAGCAGGGACGUGUGCUGGGAAGUGAGUGAUCUUUAGAAGGCAUGUGUAUGGCUACCUGCCGCAGUGCCUGCACCAGGGCUGCUCUUCUCAGAAACGGCUUGGGCAGGCCCUUCUGCUUCAGCUUACUUGGGCUGAAUGUAGGAAAGGAGCUCUCUUUGCUUCGCUACCUGCAAGAGAACGUUUAGAGGAUUUUACCCCCCGCACAGGAGUAUUGUUCUGUAUCAGGCUGAGUAGUCUUAAGCCCCAGUUCUGAUGUAACACCAGCUAAUGCUAGACAACUGAUGAACUGCCUGGGGGGAUAAUUUUUAGAUCACUGUAUAAAUGAAAUCACUUUUUUUUUUCUUUAUAAAACUCUAGUGUAUUCCCAUGUUUAUGAAACAUUAAAUAAAGAGUGGGGACAAGCAGAAUCAACAUGGAACCUCUCUUUCAAAGCAGGAGUAUGAGAGUGGGAAAGAAAACAUACCUGUCUGUCACGGUGUGCCAUGCGUGUCAGUGAAUUGAAAGGUAUCCUUGUUCUUGUACAGUGAGAACAAUACUUCCUGUGAUUGUUUCAGCAAAUUCUUGGUUCUGUCACCAAUCUACUCAGUGUUUAAGUGGAUUUCACAGGAUUCAACUCAAAGGAUAUUUUGCUCUUACUGGGGUUUUGGGGUUUUUUGUUUGUUCUUUUUUUUUACUGUCAGAAGCUUACAUCAUUCUAUGUUGGUUUUUUUUUUUCCCCUUUUCUUACCUUUUAUUCCAUAGAUUUCAUUAGAAACCGAAAUCUUCAUGAUCACCAAGUGCUUUGAAUAUCAAUGGGAUUUGAGCUUUGAAGUCACUUAAAUACUUUAAAAUAAAUAAGUAAGAAUCCAACAUGAUAAAGUAUUUUAAUUACAAGAUGGAAUAGGCUAUCUAAAGAUUCUAUUUUACAGAAAGGGAGUGAAGCUGCCUCUCCUAAAUGGAUGCCCUUCAUGGAUGUCAAAAUUUUCUUUACCAUGCCUAACUUAUUCUUGGUGGCCCUGGUAUUACACAGGUUUUCUAAAACUAAAAGCACUUCAUGAAACCGGGACGGGUUUCCAAAUGGGACAGAUGGUUACCAAGGUUUGGCUGUAUCUUUCUUGGUUGAUUUUUUUUUUUUUUUUACUUGGUUAAUUUUUUCUCUUCACUUCAGUUCCAUUCCUCUUUUCAGAUUGUCAUAAAGAUAAGCUGUGGAUUUUAAGGUGGGGACUUGAGUAAAUGAGCAGUGUGGAAAAACAGUGUCAAGUAUAUCUCCAAAUGCAUAUAAUUUAAGCUGGUAUGAAUACGGGGGUUGUGUGGUUGUAGAGAGCCCCUCGUUCUGCUAAUCUGUUAUUUUGUGUUAUAGGGAUGUCCAAAAAGUUGCUCAGUUAAAAAUUCUGCUUUUUUGCUCUGUAACAGCUACAGUUUUGAUAGUUGUUUUUUGAUAAAAAGUGUUCUUGAGUAUUUCUGAUGAGAGUAGGGCAGGGUUUUUGUUUUGUUUUGUUUUUCUAAACCUGGCUUGUAUUUGAAGCUUUUCAGAUUGUUUGUUAACUCCGCUUAAGGACAGAAUAUGGGGGCACUGUACCUGUCAUGGCAUACCGAUGUAAUUUGGACUGCUGGGCACUUUACUGACUCUAGAAAAGACAUCUCAUUACUAUCAAACUGUGGGUUUGUGCUGCAAUAUUAAUAUGAAGUGGGGUAAAUAAGAAUUGUGCAUUAGCCUGUCCUUUGUGACCUUCGCUGAGAGAAGUGGCCUGAAACCAAUAUUUGAGAACCGGUUGUGCUAUACUUAUUUAAAAUUAGCGCAAGCUGAAUCAUUCUUUCUGUGAAAGAGGAACUUCUAAGUGUGUACGUCUGUAGGCGCGUGCGCACCACCCCUGUUAAGACUGUGUUGUUGAAGAUGCAGAUCCUCUUAGCGUUGGAACCAUGUCAAAGGCUGAGUCAACGACGCCCAUCUGGGAAUAAAUAAGGAACAUUGCAAUCCAAAACUUGUUAGUGACUUGGACAUUACCCAUUUCUGUAAUGAUUUAAAGAUCAGCAAUUUAAGUGGUACACACUUCUGGAUUUUUUAAUUUUUUUUUUUUUUUUUUUACUGUACCAAGCAUGUUUGUACUUCAAAAGGUUGGGCUCUCACCCCUAACAGUACACAAUUGCAUGUGCAGUCUCGGCUCAUGUUUUCCUUAGCUUCCUGUCAUCACUGUACUCCUUCUGAAACUUCCUUUCAACUGGAGAAGUUUUAACGCUUGUGUCAACUCUGUUACGGAACUUCUGAAGCAAACUCUGAAUCCGCUUAACGGUAAAGACAAAGAGAUGAGAUUUCAUGUUCAUGUUUCAUACAAGUCUUCUAGAAAAUGCUGUUGUUUCAUACAUGAGAGUUGUUUAAAUGACUGUAAUGCAAAUUCAUAAUGAAACAUCAAAAAUACAUAGUGAAUUUGAGAUGCCUUUAAAGUGUCACUUUUGCCUGAAGAAGUUUUAGUUUCCAAAGUUAAAUUCUGCUGAAUAGAAUGGAAUUGUUUUGGAUUUUUUUUUUUUACUGUGUUAAUUACUUCCAGAUGACAGUCAAAACGUUGGUUUAUUUUGAGGGUGGGAAAACUCUCUUGAAUCAUUUGUUUCAUUUUCAUGUUGAAGAUGUGGAAUACUUGAUUGUUAAGCAACCCAAUCACUAACAAGGUAGUGUGUUUAAAAUUGUCAAAUCUGUGAUCAUACCAAUACAGACGUUUUUGUUAAGACUGGACUAUCUUGGGUACAGUAACCCACACUUCAGUGCAAUGUUUAUUGAUGUUCAGAACAAUGUUAUCACAAUAAACAAAUGUAAACUAAAAUUU